Molecule: messenger RNA, 1864 nt
Organism: Styela clava
Lineage: Eukaryota; Metazoa; Chordata; Ascidiacea; Stolidobranchia; Styelidae
Product: large ribosomal subunit protein uL24m-like
Biological process (GO): translation
Cellular component (GO): ribosome
Molecular function (GO): RNA binding; structural constituent of ribosome
Source: RefSeq, a predicted model, not a curated record
CUGUUUUACAGUUAUUACAAUUAAAUAUUUUUUGAAGAAGAUCUUUGACAAUGGUCCGCCUGUGUCUAAUGCUUUUAGCAAGAAGAAGACCUUUCCCUCAGCAUAUUAGUGAAUACGCUAUACCAGAGAGUUACAAGCAUAUAAAACAUGGACAAGUAAAAUGGCGAGACUAUAAAUCAACGUAUGUGGAACCACCAUAUUAUUACAAAUGGACAAUGGAUUCGCCAUAUUCUCCGAUGGAGCAAAGAAAAAUUCGUGCUAAGGAACAUAUUAAUUGGUACAGGCAUAAUUAUGAUAAAAUUAAAUAUACGCCGCCGGAUAAAUGGCUUUUCCAUGUCGGCGAUAAAGUUGAAAUCCUUGCCGGAAAAGAUAAAGGAAAAAAGGGUGAAGUUGUCAUGAUUGUGCCCCAGAGAAAUUGGGUUGUUGUCGGUGGUCGCAAUUUUAAAUACAGGCAAACAGAAUCGAAUGAGGUACACGCUGAAGAGCAACCACUAGAACAUGACGAAGUCGCUCUCCUUGACCCUGUCGAUAAUGAAAAAACCGACAUAGAAUUUAAAGCAAACGAAAAAGGAGAUUUAGUUAGAGUUUCUGUACGUUCUGGGCACGUAAUUACAAUACCCUUGGAAAUGCUGGCUGAUAGAACUUUAAAAUGCGAAUACUUGGAACAGUCUAAAGACACAAAUGUAGAUGAUGCUUUGAAAAGAACAUUUACACCUUCAAUAUCCACUGUAGAACAGGAAUUAGAGAAACAAUUUAAUGUUGAAACAAUGGAAAACGAGUUUUAUUGGUAUUAGAAUUUGAGGGGUUCCCAGAUAUUUGGAAAAAAUUUAACAGGUUAUCUCAUCAAAAUAUGAAACUAUAUUUAUCAAAGUUUUUCAAUAAAAAGCUAAAGUUCAAAAAUCAAGAAAUUCACGCUUUACUCAUAUUUAAAAACAGUAAACUUUUGGAAUUUGUGGGUAAAUCAAAUAUAGAGCAAUGGAUGAAAAAGCAGAGCUUAUAAAAUUUAUCAUGCACAGCGCAAUUGAAUUUUUUCCAUACAAAGGGCACUGGGAUAUCGUGUAUCCAAUGUCCCCAUUCCUAGACAUGUAUUGACUGUACUGUACUCAGUUUUAAAAAAGAUUAGGUGUACCACUAUUACUAAGCAAAAGUUUGUUAUUGUGUCAAAAUUUUAGUCACUUUUGGUCAAAUUUUAGUUAAAAUAUUGAUACUAGAUACUUUGAUGGCGCUGUUUUUUUGUUGUGUGGUGUAAAAGUUAUUAUUGAAAGAUUGGACAUACCACUGCUAGGCAAAAAAGUUGUGUUUUUGUAUUCAAAUUAUGAGAAUUGAGUAAACCGAUAUUUACUGAUUUUUUCCUUCAAUCUAGUAUACUUGGCCGGUCUGAACAGAAAGUUUUUUUUGCUCUGUGCAAAGUUCAACAAUACUUUCAUUCUGGAUAUAUUUCUGUUUUGUAUUUUGGAACAUCAAUUUGGAAGUGACAUUGUUAUAAUUUUUUCCAUAACUAGUACCAGACUAGACGUCACAGUGCCAUUUUUCUCUCUGGGUUUUAAAUUCUUAUUCAGCCUGACGUCAUCCCACACAGAAGAUCUUGGCAUGUUUUUACAGUGCUACUUUCUGUUUUGUGUUUAGAUAGAACAUUCUUACAGAUUAUAAAUAAGUGUCGUUAUAUUUCUAGAGCAGGGCUAAUCAACUAUUUUUACCCAAGAUUCGCAUACAAAACUUUAAAAAUAUUUGGGUCCGGUCUUUCCAGAAAUUAUAUUUCGGCAUCCUUUUAAUUCACUCCUUCCCAAAUUUCAGUCAAAACUUCAAUACUAUUCUCAUGCCUUGCCAUAUUUGACAGUGCUAUUUUCUUUUCUAUGUUUUAGAA